AUGGCGACUAGAUCGUCAUCAAAUGACCCUGUUAUUGAUUCAUCAAAACCAUUGCCACCUCAAGCAACUUUUAGAGGACCUUAUAUCAAUACCGGAUCACGUGAUGUUGAGAAUGACACAAAACUCCCUAUUGUGGGUGAUCAAAAGUGGGUAAUUUGGAUUUGUUCCUUCAAUGUACCAAUGGCACCUGGAAAGACUCGUUCCAUUGUUUGCAGUGCUAGAAAUUUCUUUCAGUUUACAAUGCCCGGGCCCGCAUGGUGGCAGGUUGUUCCACGAUGGCAUGAACAUUGGACAUCAAACAAAGUAUAUGAUGGUGAUAUGAUUGUUUUUCAAGGUCAAGAAAAAGUCUUUUUAUCACAGUCAAUGGAAGAUGUCAACAAAAACUACACAAAACUCACAUUUACCCCAACACAAGCUGAUCGAUUUGUAUUAGCAUUCAGAAACUGGCUCAGAAGACAUCGGAAAAGUCAACCUGAAUGGUUUGGUCAACCCAACAUCUAA
Lactuca virosa is the source of this 501-nucleotide messenger RNA. Lineage: Eukaryota; Viridiplantae; Streptophyta; Magnoliopsida; Asterales; Asteraceae. The record is from the annotation of a GenBank genome assembly.